Messenger RNA from Dicentrarchus labrax (European seabass), 1895 nucleotides. RefSeq lists its product as uncharacterized. The transcript is spliced from 4 exons. Lineage: Eukaryota; Metazoa; Chordata; Actinopteri; Moronidae. Bases 605 to 1654 code for a protein of 349 amino acids. The record is from RefSeq and is a predicted model, not a curated record.
UAAUCUGGUUUCCCAUUCAUUCUCUAUGGUAGUGCUAAACCACUACGGGUGUAAUGCGCACUCCGGCCACUGCCGCCUUUGGCGCUGUAACCGCCUAAAACUCCGUCUCGCCUCCUCGACUGUGUCAGUGAACAGAGAAGAGGAGAGAUGAAGUCGACAUCGCCAACUACUCCUGACAUUUGGAUUUGUUUUCUUCAACUAAGGCCAGCAUGGAAAAACCAUUCAGUUUCUUUCCUGGGAGGAUGAAAGUUUUUUUCCGCAAGUGACCUCGAGGUUAUCUGUGUCAGGAUCCAACUGAUGCAGCUAAGCUUUUCAAGGACAACCCUUCUCUGCAGGACAAUUCUGAACCUCUAAAGGAGGACACAGUUAAACAAAAUGCCCUGACUGUGGUCCGUCACAGAGGAGGGGGUGCCACAGACAAGACAGAGGUGCUGGGGGAUUACAUCUUGCAGUUUGGCAAAUACAAGGGGAAAUCCUUUAGUUGGCUGUUGGAAAAUGAUGUAGGCUAUACAUAUAACUGUCGACCCGAGAGCACCUGGAGGGAGGUGUGGGACAGGAGGGCUGAUGGGUACGCAGUCUACAUCAUGAGAACUAAGUGUUUUCCAUGGACUCAGAUGUACAGACUGCAGCAGUACCUGAAAAGGAAACAGUCGGCCUCUGUCUGCUCUCCACCAGUUCUUGUCUCAAGUGCACCACACAAAUUCAAAUUCUUUAUGUUUGUGUCACAGUGAUGGAUGAUGAUGAGGAGCUGGAGAGAGCAAGAAGAGCAUAUCACCCACCAAAUAACUGGCACAGUGUUUUACCCACAAUGGCCAAAUACAUCACACACCUUGAACUGUCCCUUGAUGCAGCUGAAGAGCCAACGUUCCGAUCAAAAGGCUUCCAGAAAAACAAUGUCGAUCUGAACAAUGGGGCAGGAGGAAAGUCCAUCCAUCUCUGGUACAAAAAAGAAAGUGGCGCAGAGCCAAUCACCAGGAUUCAAUGCGCAUUCAACAGGAAGAUGGAAGAUGGAUUGAUCGAUGCGGGGUACCAAAAGGUCGUCGACUGGUUCAUCCUUUGGUACUUCCAAGGGCAAACAGAGUACGACAUUCCCAUAGUGGACAUUGAUGUCACUACAGAUGAUGACAGUGCGGCCAGGAAGUUUACCCUUGGCUGGGAGAGACUGUCCUUAGACCUGGGAUUAUUUGGAACCAGGUUCCACUUCUGGCUGAAGAGAGAGAAACCAACAUACAUCUGUGAUGUCUCUGCCACUGAAACCAACACAUCAGACGGAAGGUACUUCAAGGAAGGUUUCAUCCGCAUCGAUGACGACAUCAACAAGUCUGCAGGAGGAUCAGAUGUCUUCACCUGGUACCGUCAGACCACCGACCCCCAGCGCGCCCUCAGUGAUCUGAACGUCUCCACCAAUGAUCUUGAGUAUCAGGUCCUUCAGCGGCAGAAUUACCACCGAGUGAGUGUGAACCUCAACGAGGGGACCGGCGGUAACCAGGUGUACCUGUGGUACAAGAAACAGGCAGGCAAUGAUCGCAUUAAGGGCCUUCUUCUCAUACCAGAUGUUGUUGAAGGUUAUCGUAAGGCUGGUGUCAAUGUUAUUGAAAGAAAUCUCAACGCAGGCAACAAAGGCCCCACUGAGUACCUGUGUUUUUAUCAGUGAAAGCCUGAGAAAGCCUUCUUCAUGUUAACAGAGCUGAGAAUCAUCAACACUAGUGGAAAGCUCAGUCCAACAAUGCUGUUAAAUCAUUUUGGUGAUUGUUUCUUCUAACUUUUUUUUUGCUUUUUUCAACCUUGCUGUCAAUUAAAUCAAUCAAAGUAUUUCAAAUGUCAAUUUUUAAACAAUGAUGAUAAAUGAAUUGUGGAGUUUGCUGCUUUUCAAUAAAGACACAUUUACAUCUUAA